AUUUGUGUCCACUUUGGCCUUUUGUUUUGUCCUUUGUUUGUUGGUUCUUUCUUUGGUUAUGAGCGCGUUUCAUGCUCAGUUGCUUUUUAUUCUCUGCAACUGCCAAACAAACAAGAUAAUAAUAAUAAUAAUAAUAAUGUUAGUAAUGAAAAUCACCAAGAACUAAACAACCCACAUGAAAUUUGUCACAAUCUUUUUGAAAUCAUUCACAGAUCUCAAGGAUCUCACAAUAAAGUUUUGGUCUUUUUGGUUCUUUACUCAGUUUGAUUCAAAUUCUUCAUAGUGACAACAAAAAGAAGCAAUUUUGGCAUCUGGGUUCUGUUGUUUGAUGCUCUCAUUGAAUUUUGUAUUAAAGUGAAGUUGAUUUUUUGUUGAAGAGUGUUUUUUUUUUUUUUUUGCUUUAUGAGAAUCUGAUUCCAAAAAAGUGGUCUUUUUUGUUUGUUUGUUUUGGAUAAGGUGAUAAGGACUCAACUUUGUUUGUGAGAAUGGGUUGUAGUUGUAAUGUUGUUAUUAAUUAUGGUGAGUUUAUGUAAGAGACACAUUGUAGAUAACUGAUAUUAGAGAAUGGAACUUUAUAGUUUGAUUUUCUGGUUACUUGGUUUGGUGCUUCAUUUGCUGGUGAAGAUUUCUUCUGCUGCUCUUUCUCCUUCUGGCAUAAACUAUGAAGUUGUAGCUUUGAUGGCUAUAAAGAAUGAGUUGAACGAUCCUCACAAUGUUUUAGAGAGUUGGGAUAUUAAUUCUGUUGAUCCAUGUAGCUGGAGGAUGAUUACUUGUAAUCCAGAUGGCUCAGUUUCUGCACUGGGAUUGCCUAGUCAGAACGUGUCUGGUUCACUAUCUCCUAGAAUUGGAAAUCUCAGUAACUUACAAUCUGUGUUACUUCAGAAUAAUGCUAUUUCGGGUCGUAUUCCGGCUGCAAUAGGAAACUUAGAAAAGCUUCAAACACUUGAUCUGUCCAAUAAUGAAUUUAGUGGCGAUAUACCUAGUUCUUUGGGACGCCUCAAGAACCUGAAUUAUUUGUGGUUAAAUAAUAACAGCCUUACAGGAGCAUGCCCUCAGUCUCUUAGCAACAUUGAAAGCCUAACCCUUGUGGAUCUCUCCUACAACAAUUUGAGUGGUUCCUUGCCAAGAAUAUCGGCAAGAACAUUAAAGAUUGUAGGUAAUCCAUUAAUUUGUGGUCCAAAAGAAAACAAUUGUUCUACCGUUUUGCCCGAGCCACUUUCCUUCCCACCAGACGCUUUAAAAGCUCAACCAAACACUGGUAAAAAAGGCCAUCACGUUGCACUUGCUUUUGGUGCAAGUUUCGGCGCUGCUUUUGUCGUUGUGAUUAUAGUUGGAUUUCUGUUUUGGUGGCGGUAUAGACACAAUCAACAGAUAUUCUUUGAUAUUAAUGAGCAUUACGACCCAGAAGUGCGCCUUGGUCAUUUAAAAAGGUAUUCAUUCAAAGAGCUUCGGGCUGCAACUGACCAUUUCAACUCAAAACACAUUCUAGGAAGAGGUGGCUUUGGAAUAGUUUACAAGGCAUGCUUGAACGACGGGUCGGUUGUGGCUGUUAAAAGGUUGAAGGACUAUAACGCAGCUGGUGGCGAGAUUCAAUUUCAAACAGAAGUUGAGACAAUUAGUUUGGCUGUCCACCGGAAUCUUUUGAGGCUUCGAGGGUUUUGCAGUACUCAGAAUGAAAGACUCCUUGUUUAUCCAUACAUGUCUAAUGGUAGUGUAGCCUCUAGAUUAAAAGAUCAUAUUCAUGGUCGGCCGGCCUUGGAUUGGACAAGGCGGAAGAGAAUAGCUUUAGGUACAGCAAGAGGAUUGGUUUAUUUACACGAGCAAUGCGACCCUAAAAUUAUCCAUCGUGAUGUCAAAGCAGCCAACAUACUGCUAGAUGAAGACUUUGAAGCAGUUGUAGGCGAUUUCGGUUUAGCUAAGCUUCUCGAUCACAGAGAUACUCAUGUGACCACUGCCGUGCGUGGCACUGUUGGUCACAUUGCUCCGGAAUACCUAUCCACAGGCCAGUCAUCGGAAAAGACUGACGUGUUCGGAUUUGGAAUCUUGCUGCUUGAGCUGAUCACAGGUCAUAAGGCUCUAGAUUUCGGUCGAGCAGCAAACCAGAAAGGUGUAAUGCUCGAUUGGGUUAAGAAGCUGCACUUGGAAGGAAGAUUAAGUCAAAUGGUAGAUAAAGAUCUAAAGGGAAUCUUCGACAUCGUUGAAUUGGGAGAAAUGGUUCAAGUAGCACUCUUGUGUACACAAUUUAAUCCUUCGCACCGUCCAAAAAUGUCCGAAGUGUUAAAGAUGUUGGAAGGAGACGGCUUGGCUGAGAGAUGGGAGGCCUCACAGCGAAUCGAAACACCUAGAUUUCGGUUAUGCGAAAAUCCGCCUCAAAGAUAUUCAGAUUUUAUAGAGGAAUCAUCACUCAUAGUAGAAGCCAUGGAACUUUCUGGCCCUAGGUGACACAAGCAUCUUGGUUUUUUUUACCAUUAUAGCUCUCAUGUUAUUUAAAUGGUGAGAAAGAGGACAUUGAUUGUGAUUAGUGUCAAUAGCUAGCUAUGUAAUGCUUGUAUUCAUCAUUUGUAAAAAGAAAAAAAAAGGGAAAAGUCAUGUAUAAGUAUCUUUGUUGUUGGAAUGUUUUUGAUUUUUUGCUGCAGAGUUGUUUGGAAUCAAUGUUAGAUAAUUGUACCUAGUUGCACUUAACAUGUUCUUUGAUUCUCUCCAUGUUGAGAUGAAGCAUGAGGCAAUCAUGUAGAUUAAUGCAAAUCUUGGAGAAAAGAA
Cicer arietinum (chickpea) is the source of this 2760-nucleotide messenger RNA. Its product is annotated as protein NSP-INTERACTING KINASE 3. Gene Ontology annotation, biological process: protein phosphorylation. Gene Ontology annotation, molecular function: protein binding; protein kinase activity; ATP binding. Lineage: Eukaryota; Viridiplantae; Streptophyta; Magnoliopsida; Fabales; Fabaceae. The record is from RefSeq and is a predicted model, not a curated record.